This is a messenger RNA of Nipponia nippon (crested ibis), 483 nucleotides long. It is a transcript of the gene BCL2L15, whose product is annotated as BCL2 like 15. Lineage: Eukaryota; Metazoa; Chordata; Aves; Pelecaniformes; Threskiornithidae. The record is from RefSeq and is a predicted model, not a curated record. Gene Ontology annotation, biological process: regulation of apoptotic process.
AUGGCAACCUUUGAGUUGCAGACGGAGUGCAUUGUGGAAGCCUUGUUCUCUGACCUCCUCAGUGAAGAUCAGAGUGACUGCCGGAGCCUGGAGAUGGACUUCGGAGGGCCUGUGCAGUCUGCAGGAGAGCCUCUAACCACGUUUGACCCAGUCAUCAUCGCCAGUCGCCUGCGGCGCAUGGGGGACCAGUGCAACAUGGAUUUUGAAAGGAAUUCCUCAGAGGCUCUUGUUGAAGUGCUCCAGGGAAAGAUGGAGAAGUUUGGGGCUGCCGUGGACUCUCUCAGCAGGAUCUGGAGUGACCAGAACCCUGGGCUGGUCUAUGAGAAAGCUUUUCUCUCUAUUUCUGUGAAACUGGUAAUGCACGUUGCUAAGAAAAUCCCAGCUAUGGUGCAUCCCAACCAACUCAUACAAGUGAUUAAUGGAAAUUCUCAAGUGAGAAGCUACAUCGAGGCCUGCGGCGGAUGGGAGAACUUGGACAAUUGA